AUGCCUCUAGCCACUUCUUCACUGGCAGGCGAGCAGCGUGAGGUGGCAGGCGAGCAGCGUGAGGUGGUAGGCGAGCAGCGUGAGGUGGUAGGCGAGCAGCGUGAGGUGGUAGGCGAGCAGCGUGAGGUGGUAGGCGAGCAGCGUGAGGUGGUAGGCGAGCAGCGUGAGGUGGCAGGCGAGCAGCGUGAGGUGGUAGGCGAGCAGCGUGAGGUGGUAGGCGAGCAGCGUGAGGUGGCAGGCGAGCAGCGUGAGGUGGUAGGCGAGCAGCGUGAGGUAGUAGGCGAGCAGCGUGAGGUGGCAGGCGAGCAGCGUGAGGUGGCAGGCGAGCAGCGUGAGGUGGCAGGCGAGCAGCGUGAGGUGGUAGGCGAGCAGCGUGAGGUGGCAGGCGAGCAGCGUGAGGUGGCAGGCGAGCAGCGUGAGGUGGCAGGCGAGCAGCGUGAGGUGGCAGGCGAGCAGCGUGAGGUGGCAGGCGAGCAGCGUGAGGUGGUAGGCGAGCAGCGUGAGGUGGUAGGCGAGCAGCGUGAGGUGGCAGGCGAGCAGCGUGAGGUGGUAGGCGAGCAGCGUGAGGUGGUAGGCGAGCAGCGUGAGGUGGUAGGCGAGCAGCGUGAGGUGGUAGGCGAGCAGCGUGAGGUGGCAGGCGAGCAGCGUGAGGUGGUAGGCGAGCAGCGUGAGGUGGUAGGCGAGCAGCGUGAGGUGGUAGGCGAGCAGCGUGAGGUGGUAGGCGAGCAGCGUGAGGUGGUAGGCGAGCAGCGUGAGGUGGCAGGCGAGCAGCGUGAGGUGGCAGGCGAGCAGCGUGAGGUGGCAGGCGAGCAGCGUGAGGUGGCAGGCGAGCAGCGUGAGGUGGUAGGCGAGCAGCGUGAGGUGGUAGGCGAGCAGCGUGAGGUGGCAGGCGAGCAGCGUGAGGUGGCAGGCGAGCAGCGUGAGGUGGCAGGCGAGCAGCGUGAGGUGGCAGGCGAGCAGCGUGAGGUGGCAGGCGAGCAGCGUGAGGUGGCAGGCGAGCAGCGUGAGGUGGCAGGCGAGCAGCGUGAGGUGGCAGGCGAGCAGCGUGAGGUGGCAGGUGAGCAGCGUGAGGUGGCAGGCGAGCAGCGUGAGGUGGCAGGCGAGCAGCGUGAGGUGGCAGGCGAGCAGCGUGAGGUGGCAGGCGAGCAGCGUGAGGUGGCAGGCGAGCAGCGUGAGGUGGCAGGCGAGCAGCCGUACCUGCUUGGGCAGCGGAUCGCAGCAUGA
Closterium sp. Naga37s-1 is the source of this 1224-nucleotide messenger RNA. The record is from the annotation of a GenBank genome assembly. NCBI's taxonomy places the organism in Eukaryota, Viridiplantae, Streptophyta, Zygnematophyceae, Desmidiales, Closteriaceae.